Messenger RNA from Moneuplotes crassus, 1752 nucleotides. Lineage: Eukaryota; Ciliophora; Spirotrichea; Euplotida; Euplotidae. The record is from the annotation of a GenBank genome assembly.
AUAAAAUGGAAUUAGAAGAAGAGCAGUCGCUGGAUAAGAAUGUGGAGAUGCAAGAGUUUGUCCUUGCUGAGUUUAAGGUACAGAAAGAUUACUUAUGGUAUUUCAAAAAUAACUACAACCUGACUAUUACCAACAAACGAGUGGUCCUUCUUUAUGCAGGAGGUACUCUCGGAAAUCUCAGAGACAUCAAAAGAAGCAUUAGUUACUCUAAAAUCAAAGGCAUUACUAAAACCUCACAAGAACCUCCGAUUUGUUUUGUUCUUCACUGCCGAAAAAUAGAGGAUGAGCUUCUUUACUGAAAUGAGGCACAAGAGUCCAUUGAAGUUAUUAAGGAAGCUUUUGCUAAAUCAUCACAAAAGAACCUACCUAUCUUCUGUCAGUACACAGAAGACCUCACCCCUUGGACGACCACAAUGAAGGAUAUCAAAAUUGGUAUCAAUAGGAUGCCUCUCAAAAAGGAAAGAAUCAAGGAUGAACGAGUUCUCACUGAUGAAGAAUCCUCUGAAGAAGACCAAGAAGAAAAAGAACUUGUAAAUGAAUUCUCUUUUAUUAAUAAGGAGGAUACCUCUGAGCGUGAAGAUACUUCUGAUGAUGAAGACACUGAUGAAGAGUGUCGAGAAUCACAAAACUGGGAAAUCAUUGAGAGAGAGGAAGAAAAUAUGAAGGAUGGAGAGUCAAAACUUAUUUUUACCAGAAAUACUAAUGAAAUUCAACCAGAAGAUGACUCAAAGUCUCUUCGAGAUUUUGAGGUUCUCAAGAUGAUAGAUCAAGGCGCUUUUGGGAAAGUUUUUCUUGUUAGGAACAAGCAUACCCAGAGUCUCUAUGCUAUGAAAAGGAUAAGGAAAGACAUCUUGAUUGAAAGAAAACAGAUUCAACAUACCAAGAGCGAGAAGGGAAUUUUGCUUAAUAUCGAGCAUCCUUUCUUGCUUGGGAUGGAGUUUGUCUUCCAAAAUGAUCUAAGAAUAUACUUUUUCCUUGAUUAUAUCAAGGGAGGAAACUUAUUCGAUAGUCUAAGGUCUAUCAAACGUUUCUCUGAAAAAGCAGUAAAGUUUAUAGCUGCACAGCUUGUUUUAGCUAUUGGAUUUCUCCACAAAAAUAAGAUUGUUCAUAGAGAUCUAAAGCCAGAAAAUGUUCUUAUCGAAGAAAAUGGGUAUGUCAAAUUAGCUGACUUUGGGGUAUCUAAAUUUUUGGAAAACGAAAACUCAACAUACAGUUUUUGAGGAAGCAAAGAGUAUAUUGCUCCUGAAAUGUGUCAGAUGAAAGGACAUAAUUUUACGGUCGACUGGUGGACUCUUGGGAUCCUCAUAUAUGAGCUCACAGUAGGAAGGCCUCCAUUUAUGUCUAAGAAGAACAACAAGUUAUGGAAAAUAAUUGAAUCUCGUGAGGUAAGUUUUCCUGACCCAAUCCGACAUCAAAUUGAAAUUUCUGAGGAUCUGAAAGACAUUAUUGUAAAACUAUUGGAUAAAAGUCCAAAGACAAGAUUAGGAGUGAAUGGAUAUGAAGAAAUCUGAAAUCACCCAUGGUUUAAAAAUAUAGAUUUCAAUGCCUUAGAAAAUAAACUACUUGAUGCUCCAUAUAAACCGGAUAUAGAAAGGUUAAUUAAGAACCCCCACAGCCGUGAUUAUGACCAGGCUGAAGAAAUGGAAGACACAGAAACUAUCUUGGAUAAGGAGGCUAAAUCUCUUAUCAAAAACAAUGCGAAUAAAUUUACUAAUUUUUAACCUUCAUCACCUACUUUUCAACCAUUUUUAA